This is a messenger RNA of Chrysoperla carnea, 1981 nucleotides long. Its product is annotated as zinc finger protein 62 homolog. Bases 79 to 1791 code for a protein of 570 amino acids. Lineage: Eukaryota; Metazoa; Arthropoda; Insecta; Neuroptera; Chrysopidae. Gene Ontology annotation, biological process: regulation of transcription by RNA polymerase II. Gene Ontology annotation, molecular function: RNA polymerase II transcription regulatory region sequence-specific DNA binding; DNA-binding transcription factor activity, RNA polymerase II-specific. Gene Ontology annotation, cellular component: nucleus. The record is from RefSeq and is a predicted model, not a curated record. The transcript has a single exon.
UUUACAACUAAUUUUCUUAGUAAAUCAGUAAACAUAACGAUAACAGUUUAUGUUAAAAACCGGAAAAACUCUUCUAAAAUGGAAAAUUCAAACGAUAAUGAUUGCUUUGAAAUUCCAGUAAAAACCGAGUUAAUCGAUGUAGACAACAAUGAACAUUCCGAUUACGAAGAAGUCGAAAAAAAAGAACAAGUAACCGACGAUGAAGAUUAUGAAGAUGACCAACCAAGUGAUGACUCCGACAGCUCAUAUGAACUUCCAAAGAAAAGAAAACGACGAAAAUCUCGAACAAGUGAAUAUCGCUGUACAAUGUGUAGUAAAAAGUUUACAACAAAAGCUAGCUUAAAAUUUCAUGAAAUGCGACACCGUGGCGAAAAACCAUUUAAAUGUAAUAAAUGUGACAAAAGUUUCUUAACAAAAUCACUUUUAACACGACAUGCUCCAGUACAUACCGGGAAACGAGCCUAUAAGUGUGAUGAGUGUUCAAAAACUUUCAAAUACAGUGCGCAUUUAAGUUUUCAUCAAGAAUCUCACAUAGAAAAUACACCAGAUUUAAAACCGCAUAAAUGUUCGUAUUGUUCGAAAAUCUUUGCUAAAGCGGGAAAUUUACGAACUCACGAACAUCAACACAAGAAAAAAAAUGCACAUAAAUGUAAUUUAUGUCCAAAAACUUUUAGUGCUCCCGAAGGAUUACGGAACCAUUUGAUAACGCAUACAGGAAUUAAACGAUUUAAGUGUGACCAAUGCGAUAAGCGAUUCUUUUUGAAACGUUUAUUAGAAUCGCAUAAAUUGAUCCAUAGUGAAGUUAAACAAUUUCAUUGUUCAAAGUGUGAUAAAGCUUUUACUCAUCGUGCAAGUUUAAAAUACCAUGAAAAUCAGACCCACAAUCGACCGUAUAAAUGUGAUCAAUGCGAUAAAUCAUAUUCCCAUAAACAAUUAUUCGAACGACACAAACGAGUCGGACAUUCGUUUGUUUGUAAAUACUGUGAUGGAAAAUUCGGAAAAAAAUCACUUCGUCGUCAUGUUGCUACUGUUCAUAAAGGAGAAAAUCCUUAUAAAUGUUCGUAUUGUGAUGCAGCUUUUCUAAGUCGUAAAGAUUUGAUUGAACAUAAAUUACAAAUGAAAAAGGGGGAUGAUUCUCAUGGGAAAUAUUUAUGUAAGUGGUGUAAGAAAAGUUUUGCAACAAGAGCUGCGUUGCGUGUGCAUAAACGAGUUCAUUUUAAGUGUAAUCUUUGUGGAAAAACAUUCAAAGGAAUUACGGCCUACAAAAAACAUCAAAUAACGCAUACUGAGCAUAGACCGUACGAAUGUAUGUUUUGUGGUCGUAAAUACGUAACCGAAGCUCAAUUAGAUAAACACGAACCAUCUCAUAUCGAAGAGAAACACUUCCAAUGUGAAUUUUGUGAUAAAACUUUCAAAAAAGAAACUGCUUUACAUGAUCAUAAAACGCUACAUACCGGAGAAAAACCAUACGAUUGUGAAAUUUGUGGAAAAUUCUUUCGUUUAUCCACAAACUAUUAUCAACAUCGUAAAAUUCAUAUGAUUUCUGAAGAGAAACGAAGUAUUAAAUGUCAAGUGUGCGAUAGAGUUUAUUUAACGAAACGUGGCUUAAAAGAUCAUAUGCGUAAACAUACUGGUGAUGAAAAACGUUGGCCAUGUAAUAUAUGUGAAAAAACAUUCGUACGGAAAUCAUCGUUACAAGAGCAUGAAGCGAGACAUCAACGUGUGAAAACAUAUCGGGGUGAAAUUGUUAAAAAACAAUUUUUCCAGUUGCAAAAUGCUAAAGUUGAAUAGUUCGCUUUGAGAUAAAUAUAGUUUUUAUAUUGGAAUAAAUAACGUUUUUAAACUUUUGCCGUACCGAGGGUUUUUAUAAUCCUUUUUUAUUAAUUUUUUUUAAAGAUUGUUUUUUAGUAAUUUUUUAUCUUUCGCUCUCGUGAGAGGUACGAAUUCAUAUAAUGGAAGAAAAUAAGAACCGGAAUGGGAA